Hyalella azteca is the source of this 1330-nucleotide messenger RNA. Its product is annotated as C-type mannose receptor 2. Bases 326 to 1330 code for a protein of 334 amino acids. The record is from RefSeq and is a predicted model, not a curated record. Lineage: Eukaryota; Metazoa; Arthropoda; Malacostraca; Amphipoda; Hyalellidae. The transcript has 7 exons.
AAACAAUAGUUAUAAAAUCUUAAUUUUAUAAAAGUUCAAACGGCCUCACGAAAGAACCAUGAAAGCUACCUCAUCGAGGUUUGUUGCCGCCGCUUCGGAAUAGUUCUCCCUAAAAAUUGAUAAUAAAACACUGAAAAAGUAAUUUAGUAGUUUUUUAGGCGAAAUUCUCCCCUUAAAUGCGCCAUAUGUACAGCUGGUGAUCAGGCUGACUAUCAGUGCGCCAGAAAAGAGUGCACAAUUCUACACAUCUACAGGAAAGGAAUUUCGUUACAAGCCGGCGGAACUCGCACGCAGGUUAUACGCAACUUGCAAUCCAAUAAUAAUUAUGAGUCUCGAGAAAGUCAUCUGUCUGCUUCUGCUCGUCGCAGGCGCAGCGGCAAUCGAGUGCCCCGCAGGCUACGAGGUCGUUGGGUCCAAGUGCAUCCACCGCCUGCCUGAUGGGUACCUCACGCACGACGACGCGGUGGCUUACUGCCACCAGAACUCCGGCAGGCUGCCCGUGCUGCGCGACUGCGCUUCCUUCACUGACGUUGCCACUUAUGUCGACGGUGGAUAUGUGUCCCGUUUCAACGCCCACAACGGCUACUGGCUGGGCGCCACCAACUCGUCGGCUACCGGCGUCUGGCAGUGGAGCGACGGCACCGCCGUGCAGAUGAGCGCUCCGUACUGGGCGGUCAACCAUGCACUGGAUGGGAUGACAGAACCUAAUGGAGGAACAACUGAGAACUAUGCUAUGAUAUGGGCCGAAUUGGGCUGGCUGAUGAAUGACGCGACGCCUAAUGACCACUACGUAAUUUAUGCAGCGUGCUCUAGAGCUCCGGUCGAUGGUUUGUGCGCCACUCCGUACGUCUUAGUGGGCACGCAAUGCAUUCACUUACUUCUAACUGAUUUUGAUUCCUGGAGCGCUGCACGCACCGAGUGUGGAGCGACUGGAGGAGAUCUGAUAAUUCUGGAUGACUGCGACCAGUACAGCAAGGUUACCACCUACUUCGAGGAACAAGAUUAUAAGACGUCCGGAUACUGGAUAGGAGGCUCAGAUGAAGCCCAGGAGGGGCAAUGGCGCUGGAUUGAUGGCUCACCGAUGGUCAUGGGGCUUCCUUACUGGGGAAGUCGCAAGAUCUCCUCCGCCUUCUGCAAGUUGUUCACUUCACUUGCCCCCCACUCCCAGAGCCCCUCCACCCGCCGCCUCAUACGUAGAAUCCGGGCCGAACAUCCCCUGGACAGGGACUUCUCCCCGUUCACUUCCUGGGGGAAUGGGGGGACUUGUUCUUGGCCCCUGGGGGUUGUCGCCCAGUUUGAGGUGCUGAUGGUGGGUGAUGGGAGGUACUGA